This is a messenger RNA of Fraxinus pennsylvanica, 2322 nucleotides long. The record is from the annotation of a GenBank genome assembly. NCBI's taxonomy places the organism in Eukaryota, Viridiplantae, Streptophyta, Magnoliopsida, Lamiales, Oleaceae.
AUGGCUCCUAAACCCAGAUUUGAAUUCUCUUCAACGCCUUCAAAUACCGCAUGUUUCAUUCCUGGAAAUAAUUUACAAACCUACAUAGUUCAACUCCACCCACAGGGGUUAACGAAGUCUUCUUUUAGCUCUAGACAUCAUUGGCACCUUUCAUUCCUUGAGAAAACCAUUUCCAGCAAUGAGGAUUCUUCGUCUCGACUCUUGUACUCUUACAGCUCUGCAAUUGAAGGUUUUGCAGCUCAACUGUCACUGGUCGAGCUUGAGACCUUGCAGAAGUCACAUGAAGUAAUUGCCAUAAGACCAGAUAGAAAGCUUGAGAUUCACACUACUUACUCUUACAAGUUCCUAGGACUAAGUCCAACUGGAGGAGGUGCUUGGUUGAAUUCUAGAUUUGGUCGAGGGUCAAUAAUUGGUGUGCUCGACACCGGUGUCUGGCCAGAGAGUCCGAGCUUUGAUGAUCAAGGGAUGCCUCCAGUUCCUCAGAAAUGGAGAGGGACCUGCCAAGAAGGACAAGAUUUCAGUUCUUCAAAUUGCAACCGAAAACUCAUUGGUGCCAGAUUUUUCAGCAAAGGUCAUCGUGUGGCGUCGUUGUCAUCGUCGCCUGAUAUAGUCUCAGAAUACGUAUCACCACGAGAUUCUCAUGGUCAUGGUACCCAUACAGCAUCCACUGCUGCCGGAGCUCCAGUGCCAAUGGCAAAUGUCCUCGGAAAUGGAGCUGGUGAGGCUCGAGGAAUGGCCCCAGGUGCCCAUGUUGCCAUAUAUAAAGUUUGUUGGUUCAGUGGCUGUUACAGCUCGGACAUCCUUGCAGCAAUGGAUGUAGCCAUCAGAGAUGGAGUUGACGUACUCUCCCUUUCACUAGGAGGCUUCCCUGUACCCCUAUACGAGGAUACCAUUGCCAUUGGCAGUUUUCGAGCUAUGGAGCAUGGCAUUUCAGUAGUAUGUUCUGCAGGAAACAACGGUCCAAUCCAAUACUCGGUUGCCAAUGAGGCUCCUUGGAUUGCUACCAUUGGUGCAAGCGCGCUUGACCGAAGAUUUCCAGCUAUAGUUCAACUAGGCAAUGGGAAGUUCCUAUAUGGAGAAUCCAUGUACCCCGGGAAUAUAGCUCAAAGCGCAGGGACGGAGCUCGAGCUAGUUUAUUUAACUGGAGGCAAUAAGGGUAGUGAAUUUUGCAUGAGAGGGUCUCUUCCAAAAGCAAAAGUACGAGGUAAAAUGGUAGUGUGUAAGCGUGGUAUCAAUGGGCGAGCCGAGAAGGGUCAGAUAGUGAAGGAAGCAGGCGGUGCUGCAAUGAUUUUAGUGAAUACAGAAAUUAAUUUGGAGGAAGAUUCAGUCGAUGUCCAUGUCCUACCAGCAACACUGAUAGGAUUUGAUGAAUCAAUUAACUUGGGAAGUUAUAUGAACUCCACAAGGAGACCAAGAGCUAAAAUCAUAUUUGGAGGAACAAUCAUUGGAAAAUUCCGAGCACCUGCAGUAGCUCAAUUUUCCUCAAGAGGACCAAGUUUUACUGAUCCUGCAAUCCUCAAGCCGGAUAUAAUUGCCCCGGGAGUUAAUAUAAUUGCUGCCUGGCCACAAAAUCUCGGCCCGAGUGGCCUUCCAGAAGAUUCUAGAAGAGUGAACUUCACUGUCUUGUCAGGGACUUCCAUGGCUUGUCCCCAUGCCAGUGGAAUUGCUGCUCUGCUUCACUCAGCUCAUCCAAAAUGGACCCCGGCUGCAAUCAAAUCCGCACUUAUGACAACUGCAGACAUGAUGGAUCAUCUAGGCAAACCAAUAAUGGAUGGAGACAAGCCUGCCGAGCUGUUCGCAAUUGGAGCAGGACACGUAAACCCGGGACGAGCCGUCGAUCCAGGAUUGAUUUACAAUAUCCAGCCAAAUGAUUAUAUAACUCAUCUAUGCACUCUUGGAUAUACAAGAUCUGAAAUUCUCGCCAUAACUCACAGGAACGUGAGUUGCCAUGACAUUGUCCACCAGAACAGGGGAUUCAGCCUCAAUUAUCCCUCGAUUUCUGUAAUUUUCAAGUCAGGAGAGACGCGGAAGAUUAUUAAAAGACGUCUGACAAAUGUGGGGAGUUCUAAUUCCAUUUACUCAGCAGAAGUGGUGGCACCUGAGGGUGUCAACGUGCGAAGAAUCCGGCAUUUGCAGAAAGAGAAAUUUGCACAAUAUGAAUUAAAGGAGGGUACUGGAUACCUCGAAGACAGAGAGCGGUACAAGGACGACGCAGAUAAAAAGGCAUUCCACAGGCAUUACCAUUCUCAGUUUUCUUCCCUGCAUAUACUUCUCCUUUAUAGGAGCGCCUGUCUUGUCUGCAGUUCAAAAAAGGUUCAUUAA